Laetiporus sulphureus 93-53 is the source of this 2159-nucleotide messenger RNA. RefSeq names its product subtilisin-like protein. Gene Ontology annotation, molecular function: serine-type endopeptidase activity; tripeptidyl-peptidase activity. The record is from RefSeq and is a predicted model, not a curated record. Gene Ontology annotation, biological process: proteolysis. The transcript has 10 exons. NCBI's taxonomy places the organism in Eukaryota, Fungi, Basidiomycota, Agaricomycetes, Polyporales, Laetiporaceae. Bases 30 to 1979 code for a protein of 649 amino acids.
GUGGUGCGGACUUUUCCCCUCUAUUUGAGAUGUUGCUCCUCUCCCGUCUAGUUAUCGUGGUGACCCUGGGCCUUUCGGUUGCAGGAGCCCCGUCAGCGUCAUCUCUACCUGUUGUUCAUGAGUCUCGCAUCCACAUCCCCGCCGGCUGGGCGCCUGUGCGCCGCGCAGAGCCCAGCAUGAUCUUACCAUUCCGCAUCGGCCUUGCGCAGCCCAAUCUCGAUAUGAUCGAGGAAUUCCUCGUGGAUGUCUCUCAUCCCGAGUCUCCAAACUACGGGAAGCACUGGAGCCCUGCGAAGGUCGCUGCGACGUUCCGCCCAACGCAAGAGUCUGUCGAUACGGUUAGCUCGUGGUUACUCGAGAGUGGCUUGGGGCCGGACCAUGUCAAGCUCAUCCCUGGUGGAGGAUGGAUACAAGCCAACGUGACCAUCGAGGAAGCUGAACAGCUGCUUGGGACGGAAUACUACGUCUAUCAAUUCGGUGAUGAUGAGAGCUACACGCACGUCGCGUGUCACGAGAAAUACCACUUGCCUGAGCAUGUCUCGAGGCAUGUCGAGCUGGUUAUACCGACGUUACACUUCGACGUCAAGCCGAAACGAACGCCUCUGCAAUUCGAGAAGAGAAAUGGAGCAGAAGAGGACGCAAAUGCCCAUGCGGUCGGUCAACCUGGUUUCGGCACCACUUUCCCGAAGACUACGGGCACGCUGGAGAGUAUCGCAUCGGAACUCGCAAAUUGUUCUAAUGCAAUUGUCCCAGAUUGCCUGCGUGUGCUCUACAGCUUCAACUAUACACCUGUUUCCGACAACGAGAGGGCCCUUGCCAUCGUUGAGUAUACUCCGCAAGCAUACGUCGCCACCGAUCUCGACAUGUUCUUCGGGGAGUUUUCCCCGAGUCAGAUCGGAGAGAGACCUAUGUUGAACAGUAUCGAUGGCGGAUUUAUUCAAACCAAUCAGACCGGAUUCGACUACAAUGGCGAAUCGAACCUGGAUCUACAGUAUGCGAUGACGUUGGUCGGUAAGACACAACCUGUUCAGCUCUACCAAGCAGGAGAUGACGUGGAAGGCGCUUCAUUCAACAACCUUCUUGACGCUCUCGAUGGUUCCUAUUGCACAUUUGAAGGAGGGGACGAUCCGGAGUUUGACGCCAUAUAUCCUGACCCGUACGGUGGCUAUGAGGGUCCGGAAGCGUGCGGCACGGUCACUCCCGCAUAUGUGAUGUCAACAUCAUAUGGAUAUAAUGAGGCCGAUCUGACUCCAGCGUAUGAGGAAAGGCAAUGCGCCGAAUAUGCUAAGCUCGGCUUGAUGGGUAUGACGAUCCUCUAUUCCUCCGGCGACUAUGGUGUUGCAGGGAACGGCGACUACUGUUUGUACUCGAACGGAACUCAGGCUGCCGGCGCUCCGGAUUUCAACCCAUCAUUCCCGGGGACGUGUCCUUAUAUCACCAGCGUGGGCGCUACCCAAGUCAAUCCAGGGUCGACGGUCUACGAACCGGAAAGUGCUUGCGAGCAGGUGAUCUAUUCCGGCGGCGGAUUCUCGAACGUCUUUGCCAUGCCGUCCUAUCAGAAGACUGCCGUUGAGAAGUAUCUGACUGACUAUCCACCUCCAUACUCGCCAACAAUAUAUAACUCGUCCGGAAACUCGCGAGGAUUCCCAGAUAUCUCUGCGAAUGGUGCAAAUUAUGUGGUAGCUAUCCAGGGAGAGUUCUAUCUCGUUUAUGGUACAUCAUGCUCGUCACCGGUCUCGGCAUCCAUAUUCUCUGCCAUCAACGAUGCGCGCUUUGCCGCCGGGAAAGGUCCUAUUGGCUUCAUCAACCCAACGAUUUACACAUCCACGUUCAUGGAGGCAUUCAACGAUAUCACCAAUGGGUCGAACCCAGGAUGUGGCACUGAGGGAUUCUACGCUGAACCUGGUUGGGAUCCUGUUACCGGUGUCGGCACACCAAACUUCACGAAGCUAGUCGCGUUGUGGUUGGAUCUCCCUUGAGGUUCAGAUCAUAGCAGUAGAACUUCGUUUGAGUGUAGCAUUUCUGAGGGAUUAGUGGGACUCGAGUCAGUUGUGCAUUGACAAUGACACAUCGCGGCCUCGUCUUCAACAGAGAUCAUAGUAAUAUGCGUGCGGAAUAGAGGUACAGUACCGUGCCAUGUCGACAUGCCAUGCAGGCGG